AUGCUUUAUUGCUCUGUCUGGCAUGGAGAAGUUGGAACCAGGAGUUACUUGGAACGUCUUGAAGCCGCAAAACGGAUCCGACAUGGUUCCUGGGAGAGGGACGACGGCUUCUCCAAUGAGCCACAUUGGUUUGCCACGGGGAAGGAGUUGGUCGAAUACUUCAAUAGCCACCCAACGAUCCUGAAUAUACGGAUCGAGUCCCAAGCAAGCGUGGAAUUUCCGGAAAUAACGUUGUGUCCCUCUGAUGCGUUGAAUUACACUGCCCUGAAACUCCACAAUCUCACCAAGGAAACAAUGCCUUUCGCCUUCCAGUUCCCGAAAAAGCUUAAUAUGAGCUUAUGGGAAGGGCUGGACUUGUUCACUUUCAAGGACUUCCAUAAAAUCCUUCGUUUGAAUUUUCAUGACUAUAACAACAGUGGCUAUUACGAGAUUCGCAUAGACUCGCAAGAAGAACCGUUCACAGAAAUGAAAAACGUCACAUCAUCAGGACAGACAUUUUUCCUCACGGAGGGAAGCAGUUACAUGAUGAGCCUAUCCGUGAAAGACUACAAUUUCCUGCCCUCAGGAAGUCAGUGCAAUGGAGACGAGAACUACGACUACCAGAAGUGUUUGAUAACUGCACUAACGGAGAAGGUGUUCAAGAACCUUACGUGUUCCAUGCCGCCAAUUGUACCAAACAUUCCUGACCAGACAGACACGAAUGAGUGGUGCGCCCUAUUUGAAGUAUUUAUUUUCUUCUACCAUUAUGGUGUUGCACUGCAGUCUUACGAUCCUGGAUGUUUGAGGAAAUGCAAGAGGACGACGUAUAACGUGAUCCCUUUCCAAGAGGUAGCCUUUCCUGCUGAAGAUAAUCUAGGAGGGAUCAAGUUGAACUUCCAAGCAGCCGAACUUGAAAUAGUGGAAGAGCGGGAAUUGACAUCGCUACCUCAGUUCCUCUCCGACAUUGGAGGGAUGAUCGGGCUUUAUUUGGGAUUCUCUCUUCUCAGCCUCUACGAAGGAUUGGAAAUGCUUCUCUUGUGGGUCAAGUCACGAUUCUUCAAUGCUCCAAUUCGACCGACGGGUAGGCAAAUCUGCUGGGUUAUUUAA
Molecule: messenger RNA, 1086 nt
Organism: Darwinula stevensoni
Lineage: Eukaryota; Metazoa; Arthropoda; Ostracoda; Podocopida; Darwinulidae
Source: the annotation of a GenBank genome assembly